GCUGGAGACAUACACUGGAGCUGAUCUCAAAGUCUUCUGCUGCUGAAAGAGGCUGUCUUCCUGUCAGAGAACUAACUGUCAUCUAGUUUGGAGCUUAGCUGUAGCUUGUGUAGAACAAACAACUUUACCGAGAAAUAGUAACAUUUCUACCACUGAUCUGGAGUCAGGCAUGUAUGCCAAGAGGUCUGAAGAACAGGGGCCACGCAGAGGAAGGUCUUUUGACUCUGUAAAUCAUGCUUAUGAGGAGAAGCAGCUCAACAAAGAAACCCAGGACAACAGGAGCAUCUCCGCUGGAAGGUCCACCAGCUCUGAGAAAGGCACUGUAACUAUCAUAUUCUCACUGAGAAAUGAAGUUGGUGGUCUAGUCAAGGCACUUAGGCUUUUCCAGGAAAAACAUGUCAACCUUGUUCAUAUUGAGUCCCGCAAGUCCAAACGAAGGAAUUCAGACUUUGAGAUCUUUGUGGAUUGUGACAGUGACCAUGAACAGCUCAAGGAGCUGACUCAGCUGCUAAGGAAGCAUGCUGAUAUUAUUGAGAUUACUCCAUUUGAAAACUCCACUCUGUCUGAUGAUGAUAUUGCUGGUGUGCCCUGGUUCCCUAAGAAGAUCUCUGAUUUGGAUCUGUGUGCAAACAGGGUUUUGAUGUAUGGCUCUGAAUUAGAUGCAGAUCAUCCGGGAUUUAAAGACAACACAUAUCGUAAAAGAAGAAAGUAUUUUGCUGAUUUGGCUAUGAGCUACAAGCUUGGUGAUCCUAUUGUUCGUAUAGACUUCACACCAGAGGAGGUGCGUACCUGGGGAGUGGUGUUCAGGGAGCUCAACAAGUUGUACCCCAGCCAUGCCUGCAAGGAGUAUCUGAAGAACCUCCCUCUGCUGACCAAAUACUGUAACUACAGUGAAGACAACAUUCCACAGCUGGAGGACGUUUCACACUUCCUCAAGGAACGUUCAGGCUUCAUCAUUCGGCCAGUAGCAGGGUACCUCUCCCCCAGAGAUUUUCUGGCAGGCCUGGCCUUCAGAGUAUUCCACUGCACUCAGUAUGUCCGCCACAGCUCCGAGCCUUUGUAUACACCUGAACCAGACACAUGCCAUGAACUGCUGGGUCAUGUUCCUCUGCUGGCUGAGCCCAGCUUUGCCCAGUUCUCUCAAGAAAUUGGUUUAGCAUCACUGGGAGCGUCAGAUGAUGCUGUACAGAAACUGGCCACAUGUUAUUUCUUCACAGUGGAGUUUGGUCUGUGUAAGCAGGAUGGCAGGCUGAGGGCCUAUGGAGCUGGACUCCUCUCCUCCAUCAGUGAACUCAAGCAUGCUUUGUCUGGCAAGGCCCACAUCCUUCCAUUUGACCCCGUGGUGACCUGUAAUCAGGAGUGCUUAAUAACUACGUUCCAAGAUGUUUACUUUGUCUCCGACAGUUUUGAGGAAGCCAAGAACAAAAUGAGGGAGUUUGCUAAGACCAUUUGGCGUCCAUUCACAGUCCACUACGACCCCUACACCCAGAGUGUGGAUGUCCUGAAGGACACCAGCAGCAUCAACAGCAUGGUGAAAGACAUCCGGCAUGAGCUGGACAUUGUAGAAGAUGCCCUGAAUCGACUCAACAAACACCUGAGAGUCUGAGAGGUGGUUGUUAUGAGAGGAGGUUAGCUUGAGUUGAUAAGGUUUGGCAGGGGAUCAGUGGGUUGGAUGGCCUGAGUAUAAAUGGCUGUGAAUGUGUGAGGUUGGAUGGGGAUCGGGUUGGAUUGGUGAGAAUAGGUUUCAAGCAAACUAGGAUACUGACUUGAAUCCAAGAUGGUGGUAAGGCUAAGCUUUAGUGAAUAGAUACACUUAAUCAUACAGUUCUUACUGUAUAUGCCUUUCCCACUUGCUGGCCUGGCUUGACGUGGUUUGACAUGGCACUUUGGCCAACCAGGGCAGGGAUUCGCAUCUCUAUACAACAGGGCUACCCACUUGAAGGUGUGUCUUUACCUGAUGACGUGUUGUGCUUGUAAACUAACAGGUUUCUCAGUGCGCCCUCCUGAUGUUAUUGUGGUCGACAAUUUUCUUUCACUGUAUCAGAGUUUUUGUCUCAAAGAAUUGACUUCAAAACAUUGUUACUUGUCUAUAAAUCACUUCAUGGUGUAGGGCCUAUUUGUUUCUACACUAUGAACUCUCUAGACACCUAAGGUCAUCAGGAACCAGUCUGCUAAGUGUUCCUUGAAUUAAAACAAAACAAAGAUUCAUUCACUUAUAAUGCUGCACAUAGCUGAAAUAAACUUGCGGAUGAUCUUAGCUGUGCCCCAGCUCUGGAUACUUUUAAAAACAGGCCAUAGACUUUUUUGUUUUGCUUUUAGUCGCUGCUAAUAAUUGCACUCAUGCAUUUUAUACUGCUUAAUGUUUUUUUUAUUUUCUAUACUCUGUUCUUUUAUCCACUUUUAUGUAAAGCACUCUGAAUUGCCUCUGGGUAUGAAAUGUGCUGUAUAAGUAAACUUGCCUUGUCUAACCAAAAGCAGAUUUAGAGCUGCGAUGAUCCCAGCCGCUGCUGCUGGCAUUAAAGGUGUUCAUCACAACAAUAUGAACUUGGCAGCAUUGUUGUAGUCUAUAUGUCGUGGCAGUGACCGCUAUGUCUGUGUCAUGCUUCAGGAUCUUACUGACUUUUUUUGUCUGACACAUGGCCAGAGACUAGUUUAUGUUGGGCUGCAGUAAAAGCUUAGAAAUGUGAGAGUGCAUAAUCAUGUGAUUCAUUUCUCUUGUCAUAUAUAUGACCAUUACAAUGUAAGAAAUGUGGAGUAAUAAUGUCUUGUAAUAAUGGGAAAAUAAUGUAAUCUAUGUUAGUUUAUGUGGUAGAUUUUAAAUUAAUGUGUAAUAGUGUAAUAGAGUAAAAAAAAAAAAAACUUUUUUAAAACCCAUUCAGAACCCAAUUAUGUUUCAAACACACACACAAAAAAAUGAAAUGAUGGUGGAUUUCUGCUUCUGUGAAUGCAAAAAAAUGUUUGAUUACGAUACUUAAUUAUGUGGGUUUUUUCGCAUCUAUUCUAAUGGAGAAAGAAUCAACACAGAAAACACCCAACAGGAAACAGACAAUAACAGGACAUUAAAUGGUCUAAACAGACCUUUUUUCAACAAAAAACAAAAUAAUUUUUUAUUUUUCAUGAAUGGUUAACUCAAUGAAUAAAAUGAUACUUUAAAACACACUGCAUAUAUAUAUAUGUUGCAUUGUAUUUGUCAUAUCAACUCAAAAUAUCCUUAAUUUCUGAAGUACCUCCAGAAAACAGUAUGUUGAAAACCCCCUGAGAUUAAUAUUCUGUGGACAUAAUCAAUAAAAUGCAUUAUAAGCUGAUUAUAUCAUUAGAAAAUCAAAUCAGAACAGUAUUUCUCUAUAUAAACAGUAUUUCUUCUGUUCAUUUUCUGGUAAUAUUCAGAUCCCUCGUCCAUUCCAGUGGAUGAAUAUCUUUGAAAGAAAUCCUGAGAAAUCCUGUUAAUCUUUCAUAUGAUAUUUUGACAUGUUUCAGUAAUAUAACAUUUCAUGUUUACUUUAAACACAGUUAAAUGCAAAUUCUGUACUUUAAUAAUAUGAUUUUUAGACUGAAACUUGUGCUUCUACCUUGCCUCAUGGUCGGCAACGAUUGUUAAAAAAGAGGGUGUGGCUCUUCUGCAGUCCACUUUAGAUGAUGUGGAGCACUGUUGUAGAAAUCCCAUCAAAUAAGUUUGUGCAUUUAGUUGGAGUCAGAGGACAGUAAUUAUAGAUCUAGACAUGCUAUAAAAAUCCUAUAAAUGGAUGCAGGAUCUGACAAGGUUAAAUAAAAAAAUCACAUCAAAAUUCUAACCUUGUUUUCACAGCGUAAAUGCUACCAGCUCACACUGUAAAGAUGGAUCCUGGUAUUUUCUGGUGACUGCUUCUUAUUUGUUUGUUCCCUUCCUCUGUUGAUAGAGCACUAUGAGGUUAUAUUGACAC
Epinephelus moara (kelp grouper) is the source of this 3920-nucleotide messenger RNA. Its product is annotated as tryptophan 5-hydroxylase 1-like. The record is from RefSeq and is a predicted model, not a curated record. The transcript has 11 exons. Lineage: Eukaryota; Metazoa; Chordata; Actinopteri; Perciformes; Serranidae. Gene Ontology annotation, molecular function: tryptophan 5-monooxygenase activity; iron ion binding. The coding region runs from base 170 to 1606 and encodes 478 amino acids. Gene Ontology annotation, biological process: serotonin biosynthetic process; aromatic amino acid metabolic process. Gene Ontology annotation, cellular component: neuron projection.